Molecule: messenger RNA, 3357 nt
Organism: Colletotrichum spaethianum
Lineage: Eukaryota; Fungi; Ascomycota; Sordariomycetes; Glomerellales; Glomerellaceae
Exons: 5
Coding region: 1-3357 (1118 amino acids)
Source: RefSeq, a predicted model, not a curated record
AUGGAUACCAGCAGAGAAACGUCGGCGGCGGCGGCUCCUUUUGAGCCCUCACAAAUUCCCCAGGGGGCGCCUGCGCCUGCACCCGCGACUGCGAUUGCAUCCGAGGACAUCGCGACUGAAGCAUCGGCGUCUGAGGCGCCUCCGACCGGGUCCACCCACGAUGCCGGAAUGGCCGAGCAUGACAAGGUUGCUGACAACGCUGGAAUCGCCAAACAACCUAUAGGAAACCAGCGGGCCGUCAACGGCGGCGACGACGACGAUGCCGCCUCCGAGGCUAGCAGCGCUCUGAGCACAGAUGCAUGGGCCUCUGAAACAUUUGAGAACGACCUCCUGCGUGCGCUGGACGCCGUCCAGACACCGGGGACUUUCGCCUCCUUCCACGGGCUGAAGCACGUGGACCCGGAGCUCUCUGUGCACGAUGUCGGGCCCAUCAUCCUGCCGUUGCAGGAACCGCAGAUCCGGAAAAUGAUUGACAAGGCCGUCCAGGCGCCCUUUGGCAAAGGGAGCGAAACCAUCGUUGACCCAACGGUGCGAGACACGUGGGAGCUGGACCCCAGCCACUUUGAGCUGCGCAGUCCCCGCUGGGAGGCCGACCUCCAGAAGAUAUGCGCAAUCGUGGCCCGUGACAUGGGCAUCAAGUCCCCGAUCAACGCGGAGCUGUACAAGCUGCUGGUUUACGAAAAGGGGGCCAUGUUCAAGGCCCAUACCGACACUGAAAAGUGUCCUGGCAUGUUCGGGACGCUCGUCGUCUGUCUGCCCUCUGUGCACAAGGGAGGCGACGUAGUCGUGAGGCACUCCGGCCAGACGAAGACGUUCAAGACCUCCGAGGCCGCCCAGUCCUUCGCCUGCUGGUACUCCGACGUCCACCACGAGGUCUUGCCCAUCACGGAUGGCUACCGCGUGGUCCUGACGUACAACCUCGCGAUCGACCCGGCAGCUGAGCGCCCGUCCGCCGGACUCGUGCGAAGCGAGAACCGCGCGUUACGGCACACCCUGAGGAGGUGGCUGCGCAAGGGGGCCGACAGCGGGGAGGUGGACCAUGUCUACUACGGCCUGGACCACGAGUACACGGAGGCGAGCAUCUCCGUGAAGGCCUUGAAGGGGCGGGAUCUGGCCGUUGUACAGACCCUGCAGGAGCUAGCCUCCGAGCUUGAUUUCGACGUACUUCUGGCCUUGACGGAGAAGAAGGAGACGGGUUCCGCCGAGCCCAAUGGCUAUGAUCCCCGAUACAACGGCCACAGUCGCAGAGACUAUGGCUACUAUGGCGGUGAAGACGAAUCCGACUAUGACGAAGAGUCGGGGCCUCACGAGCUCGAAGAAGUGCUUGAGACGGAACUCUCUGUCAAGGUGCUUGUGGACCUAAGGGGACGUCCCAUCCUUCGCGAUAUGAUGCUGUCGCAGGACAAUUGUCUUCAAGCCGACGACUUCUUUGACGGGGUCGAACGGAAGGAGGAGUACGAAGGAUACCAGGGUAACUGGGCCGUACUGAUCGUCCGCCGGGACAGAAUUGCCCAGUUCCUCAAAGGAUCCCUCCUCGGCUCGAACCUCUAUCACAAUAACGAGAGCAUCAAGCUCCUGCUUACUUACCUCGCAGAUUCGGUCUUGAAGGGCACGCCAAACAAGGAAUCAGCCUUUGCCACGCUCAAGGAUGUUUGGAACCGGUGCGCUCACCGGGUCGAUGGGGCCAGCCUGAGAUUGGACAGCAAUGCCAUUAGCACAAUACUGCGAGCCAUCAUUGAAAUGAAGCAGUGGGACUUUUUCGAGAGCGCCGCUGAGCACAUCCGCGGUGCCUUGCCCUUCACGUACUACGAAUGGCUCCGUGAGCAGGUUGACGAAGGCAGAGUGCCAUUUGACAAGGUUAGGACUGGCUUGGCCUCCACGGUUCUCGGAUGCAACCGCUUUUCUGAAUGCUGUGAGGCGAUACAGGCAUUCGCUCCGGCUGAUAAGCCAUUGUCCGACGAGAUUCGGGAGUGGGUACAUGAAACCCUCGUCAAAGGUCUGAAAGCCUCUGCCGAGUCUGCUUCUUUCGUACGGCAGGAUGGUCAGUGGAUGGUUGAAAACGCGGAGAAGUACGCCGACUUUGACUGGCUUUGCUCCAUCAUCGUGCCCUUGGUCGAAGAUCACUUCAGCAUACCGGCUUUCGCGCUCGAAUUCUCGUCGACGUUGAUUUUCCAUGCCAGGAAAAAGAAGUUCCCAGGCAGGAAAGCACUUGAGCUUUACAAACGACUCGUCAAAGACUUUAUAGCGAAGCUGGACUUCACCAAGGUCCACGGCCCCAGAACGGAAGAGCAGAUCCAGAAGGCGGCAAGGCAUACUUACGGCCAAACGGCACCAGAACCUACGACUACCGCCUACAACGAUCUAGCCGUGACUCCCGAAGCCCUGGCGGAACUCUUUGGCACCCUCAUCAAGUUGAGCUCGCCUCCGCGCGAGGACCUGGUGAUUCCGCUGGCCAUAAAGCUCGUCAGCUUCGCCCCAAAGAUGCAGGCCGCCGACUUUGAUCCGCUAUGGAUCCCCUUUUUGCAGAGACUCAUUUCCUUCCUCGGAAUCACAGAGACUCCGCUCACCACCCCACGCUACCAGCAAAUAUUCUGCGCCAUUCUCGAGUCCUACCGCGACAACUACGUCGGCCAGAAACCAGCCAACCAGGCAAUGAACCCUCACAGCGGUGUGAACGUCCGAGUGCAGCUGCACUGCACCUGCGCCAAUUGUCUUAUCCUCCUGACGUUCCUCAGGGACCCUAGCAGGUACGUCUGCCGGCUCCCUGUCGGUAAGAGGGCGCGGCAUCACUUGCACAAGCAGAUUGAGCAGCGCGGCAUUCCGUGCUCGCACGUCACCGAUCGGAGCGGGCCGCUGGAAACGCUAGUUGUGACGAAGCUGAGAGAGAAGGAGGACGCGGAGUACGAGGCGAAGCAGAAGAAGGCGGCCGAGGUGUUCCAGUCGUUUGACCAGACGAAGCUGGGCCUGUUGCUCGGCGAGGAUUAUCCUGCUAUCGCGGAGGGACUGUGGAAGCGGCCGGUGAAUCUGGCACCGGGACGUGGAGGAGUCACGCACACACCGACGGCGGGCCCGCCGCAGCCCAGUACCUUGCCGGGAGUGAGACCGGCGGCCGCCACGCCUGCUGUCCCGCCACCGAGGAACGUGCCGGUGCCCGGACCGUUUAACACUGCACGUGAACCGGCUCUGAACAGAUUCCCUGUGCCGGUGACGGCGAACUCAGGUGGUCCGUUGCAGCCCUUGCCAAGUCUUGGCCCUGCGGCGCUGGCGGCAACAGCACCGACCCCUCCACAACCAAGUAAUGUUCCGCCACGGGCUGUGAAGCGGAAAGCAGAGCCAGAGGUUAUUGAUCUAACUUAA